GUGCUGAUUCUAAUUUCCUCGACAUUCAGCUUUAGCAAUCACAUUAAUCUAGUCAAUGGACACCUCGUACCCAGAACCCAUCUCCCCCACAAAAACCCGCAUAGGCUGGAUCGGCAUAGGCGUCAUGGGCGCUGCCAUGGCCUCUCGCCUUCUCUCCGCAGGCUACUCUCUCACAAUCUACGCUCGCACUCCCUCCAAAGCCCUCGCAUUACAAUCCAAAGGCGCCACUGUCGCCGCCUCCCCGCUCGAACUCGCCAAGAACAGCGACGUCGUUUGUCUUAUGGUGGGUCACCCGUCAGAUGUUCGAUCAAUUGUCUCAGAGAACCAAAACAACAACAUUCUUGCCGGAUUAAACCCCGGCUCUGUUAUAGUCGAUUUUACUAGUAGCCACCCUGCUUUAGCACGUGAGAUAUUCACCUCUGCACGGGAGAAAGAUUGCUGGGCUGUUGAUUCACCGGUUUCGGGUGGUGAUAUUGGCGCUAGAGAUGGGAAAUUAGCCAUCUUUGCUGGUGGUGAUGAGCGUGUGAUUAAGUGGCUAUCACCUAUUUUUCAGGUUUUAGGUAAAGUUGCUUAUAUGGGCCCUGCUGGUUCCGGUCAUAGCUGUAAGAUUGCUAAUCAGAUUGUUGUUGGUGCUAAUUUGUUGGGUUUGAGUGAAGGGUUACUAUUUGCUGAAAAAACAGGGCUUGAUGUGAAUAAAUGGAUGGAAGCAGUGAGAGGAGGGGCUGCAGGGUCAAUGGUGAUGGAGUUGUUUGGGGAGAGGAUGAUUCAGAGAGACUUCAGGCCAGGUGGAUUUGCUGAGUAUAUGGUCAAAGAUAUGGGUAUGGGUGUGGAUGUUGUGGAGGGAAGUGAGGACGAGAGAGUGUCUGUUUUGCCUGGUGCUGCUUUGGGUAAGCAGUUGUUUGCCGGAAUGGUGGCGAAUGGCGACGGACAUCUCGGUACUCAAGGUCUUAUAACUGUCAUUGAGAGGCUCAAUGGGAAGGUCGGAUAGAUGCAGAAAAAGCUCUUUCCUUGAAGAGAAAAUGAAGGGUGUGACCAAUCUUGAGAGAAUGUCAAGAUAGUCUGAUGGCAGAAAUCUUUCCCAGACAAUAUCAGACUCCAUAGCUGACCGAAAGGUGGAUGAUACUAAUGAUGAUCUGCACACAUCAACCGGAGAAGUGAAGGAAAGAAUCGUAGAUACACAAUCUUCUGAUUCAACCGACUGAGCUACGACUCGGUCAAUUUCGAUUCAUGCGUAGGACUCUGAAUUUUGAAUUUGUCUCGGGGCCAAUAGCUGAGGUAUUCUGCCAAUGCUAAUAAUGUCUUCAAGAACCAAGAAACUUGGAUUAGUUGAGUAUGUUUUUCCCCUUAAAGAUUAGUUGAGAAUGUGGUUUUGGCAUAAUGGGUUCUUUAAAUAGGGAUAUUUGAAUUACUUUUGUUCAUUAAAAAUAAUGUAUCGGCGAUGUAUCUACAAUGUAUCAGCUUCUUCAAAAUUUAUUCAUUGAAAAUAAUUAUUA
Molecule: messenger RNA, 1493 nt
Organism: Mercurialis annua (annual mercury)
Lineage: Eukaryota; Viridiplantae; Streptophyta; Magnoliopsida; Malpighiales; Euphorbiaceae
Product: probable 3-hydroxyisobutyrate dehydrogenase-like 2, mitochondrial
Exons: 4
Coding region: 56-988 (310 amino acids)
Molecular function (GO): NAD binding; oxidoreductase activity; NADP binding
Source: RefSeq, a predicted model, not a curated record